Molecule: messenger RNA, 2907 nt
Organism: Tribolium madens (black flour beetle)
Lineage: Eukaryota; Metazoa; Arthropoda; Insecta; Coleoptera; Tenebrionidae
Gene: fray
Product: serine/threonine-protein kinase OSR1
Exons: 11
Coding region: 273-2021 (582 amino acids)
Biological process (GO): protein phosphorylation
Molecular function (GO): ATP binding; protein serine/threonine kinase activity
Source: RefSeq, a predicted model, not a curated record
UAUAAAACCUACUAAUUGAUUUUAAUGGAUAAAUUAGAUCAUUUUCUUCUAUGGCCCCUAAGGUCUUGUAUAGAGACAUUAAGUUUGAUUAAAUGGAGAGAAUUACGAAUUCAAGUUCGUAUUGUGAUGUUCUAAAACCAGCAGCCUUGCAGGCAAAAAAGUUUUAAACAUGAAGUGAUGCAGUUACAAAUGUGCUCAACUUGGCGGAUAUUUUCCAUUAAAACAAGUUCUAUUUGUGCAACACUGUGAUAUUACAAACAAUUCGAACACAAAUGACCAUGAAAAAAACCGAAGAAGACAAAAACUCCAGCAUUAAAAGCGAAAACAGUUGCAAGAAUAAAAAAAGAAGAACCGGAGUGCACAAAAUGGAAACGGCAAAUGAAAGUCUAAUUUUUGAAAAUCAUCGUUUUCUCAGCACUCUAUCGCUAGGAAAAAGGAAAAUAUCCGAGGAUUUGCCCCUUGGGACCCAAGGCACCUUUCGUCAAAAAUCAUCAACAUUUGAACACACGUUAUCAUUUAGCGGCUGCGCACGAGCUGCUCGCCAGUCGAUCGGUAAUAUAGGAAACAUACUGUCGAGAAAGAUGGCGGCGUCAACGUCUCAACCGUCAGUCCCUUGGCCAAAUUCCAAGGAUGAUUACGAAUUAGGCAAAGUAAUCGGUGUUGGAGCGACAGCAGUGGUCCAUGGAGCAUUUUGUAAGCCCAGAAAUGAGAAAUGUGCCAUCAAAAGAAUCAAUUUGGAAAAAUGGAAUACUUCAAUGGAUGAAUUACUCAAAGAAAUUCAAGCAAUGUCGAGCUGCAACCACGAAAAUGUGGUCACUUACUAUACAAGUUUUGUUGUAAGGGAGGAACUAUGGCUUGUCCUGAGACUACUUGAAGGAGGCAGUCUGUUGGACAUAAUUAAACACAAGACGCGUGUAUCAAACUGCAAACAUGGAGUAUUCGACGAAUCAACAAUUGCCACAGUUUUAAGAGAAGUUUUGAAAGGUCUCGAAUACUUCCACAGUAACGGUCAGAUUCACAGAGAUAUUAAAGCUGGGAAUAUUUUGCUUGGUGAAGAUGGCACGGUCCAAAUUGCGGAUUUUGGCGUAUCUGCGUGGUUGGCAACCGGUAGAGACCUCUCUCGGCAGAAAGUGCGACACACAUUUGUUGGAACUCCUUGUUGGAUGGCUCCCGAGGUCAUGGAACAGGACCACGGUUAUGACUUCAAGGCAGAUAUCUGGUCGUUUGGCAUCACCGCUAUUGAAAUGGCAACUGGCACGGCCCCAUAUCACAAAUACCCCCCAAUGAAGGUACUUAUGCUCACUCUUCAAAACGAUCCCCCGAAUUUAGACACAGGAGCCGAGGAAAAGGAUCAGUAUAAAGCCUAUGGUAAAACGUUCAGAAAAAUGAUCACAGACUGUCUGCAAAAGGAUGCAUCAAAGAGGCCCACAGCUUCGGAAUUGUUGAAACAUCCGUUUUUCAAAAAGGCGAAGGAUAAGAAAUACUUGCAGCAAACACUGGUGGCUAUAGGACCGAGUCUGGAGACGAGGGUUCAAAAGGCGUCGAAACGGCAACCUGGGGCCUCUGGAAGGUUGCACAGGAAAGAGACCGGUGAAUGGGUGUGGUCGAGUGAGGAUGAAGGAGAAGAUGCGGCAUCUAGUGAGAGUGACACUGACUCGAAACCCAUGAAUACGUUAGCAUCAGCAGGGUCGUCGGGAUCGGACCAUGAAAGUAGUGAAGGUGAUCCACCACCAGUUAAUUUAGUGCUGCGAAUGAGAAAUGCGAAGCGCGAAUUAAACGACAUCCGAUUUGAGUUUGCUGUUGGAAAAGAUUCGGCCGAAGGUAUUGCCAGUGAGUUGGUCGGUGCUGGGCUUGUAGAUGGUAAAGAUAUCGAAGUAAUCACGCAAAAUCUUAAGAAGCUUAUUGACUCGAGAGAUAUGAUAAAAGUUGUAACCUUUCCAUUGAAUUCAGGACUGACUAAUAAUGAAACUCCGGAUGAUAAGGCACUGAUAGGAUUUGCACAGAUAUCAAUAACUGACUGAAACAGACUGGAAUCGUAAUCCCUAUCAAUAUCUCCUGGAAUCUACUGAUCAAAUUGUAUAUAGUCUAGGUAGGUUUUAUAAAUUAACUCUAAUUUUAUGCACCACCAAAAAUGUUUCCGAUUUGUUCACUGCUUUUUGUUAAUUUAUUUUUGAGAAAUUUUGUUGUGAUCAAUAGAUUUCAAGUAUUUGUACUUAAUAGUUAUUUGCAGCUGUCAAUAAUUGUUACAAUAAGAUUUAUUAUAGUUUAUUCCAACUGUCAUGUUUUUAAAGAUUUUUAUUGAACUGUUAGAUUUUAAGAAAACCAUAUUGCCUUUUUUUAGAAAGCUAGAAAUGUAACAGAUUGGUUUUGCUUCGUACUAAAAAUAUUUAAUUAGUCUUAUACUUUGAAUAUGGCCUAUGAUACGGCAAGCCAAUAUGUUGCUGAGUGAUGAAUUUAGUAGUUUGUAUGUGGGAUUGGUAACGUUUGUAAAUAUAUUAUUUAUUUAUUUCAAUAAUGUAGAUGCAAUAUUAAGAAAUGGUUAAAAAUAGUGGAGUACUUACUGUCUUUUUCAUAACUUAAGCAAAGAAUCGAUCAUAUCCUGCCUGAUACAUUCAUAUUACAUCCUUUUUAUUUCCAAAUUACACAACUCCAUUUUAUAUUUUUUUAUAGUAAACAAUUAUUCUAAUUAUAUAUUGCAUAAAGUAUUUUCAAAAUUGUGAGAACUCUUAAUUUCCCCAAAAUAUUUAUUUUUUGAGUAGUAAGAUUUUUGUAAACCACGAUCUGUAAUUCUCAAUCUUAACGUUAGUUUUAAUACAAUAGAAUAUCAGAAGUCAGUGGAGGCCACAAUUCCUACAGUUAAAUCUAUCUAAUGGUCCUCCAACAAAAAUAAAUAUUCAAUGUUAUGCU